AUGGUAAACCAGAAUUCUUGGAUGAGUGAAAUCUCAGACGAUGUCUGCUUAAGUUCUCUCUCUAUUCCAGGAACUCAUAAUUCAGGUGCUUGUUACAAGACCUUACCCUCUGUUAGAUGCCAGAAUGAACCAGUCUACAAUCAAUUGGUGAAUGGAGUACGGUUCCUUGAUAUUCGCGUGGGAAAACAUCACCUCAAAUCCAGAGAUGACGAUGCCGAAUUGACCGUUGUUCACGGUAAGUUUCCUGUUCGUAUUCCAAUUGCUCGGAAAUUUAUAAAGGUUUUGACGGAGAUAUAUGAUUUUUUGGGCGAAAACCCUUCAGAAGCCGUUCUUUUGUCAUUGAAGGUUGAGGGUGUUGGUGACUGGGAUACUCAGAACGACGAGUUUGCUCAGUUACUUUGGAAUAGGUACAUUCAGCCGAACGAGCACAAGUGGCAUUUUAAUUCUGAAUUGCCCAGACUUGGCGAUGCCCGCGGUAGAAUUGUUUUGAUGAGACGAUUUAAAUUAACAGAUCAGACUCUCAUUCCUAGAUUCGGGUUUGACGCAUCAUAUUGGUCUUACAAUACCAUUGAGGACGACAGAGGACUCUUCGUGGUCCAGGACAAAUGCGAGUUGCGCAACAAAGAGGAAAUUGAACAAAAAGUUGGCUUUGUCAAAAACUUGAUGCAGAAGGCUGUGGAUCAUAACUCCAGCCAGGACGCUAAUAAGUUGUUUCUCAACUUUACCUCAGGAACAAAUCUCAUUAACAAAGACUGCUGGCCAGAUAGGGUUGCGAGAGCGGUAGCAAAUACUGAUAUUUCAUCAUUUUUCAAAAAGGGAUGUGGUGUUGUGAUUUUGGACUUUAUCGAUCUUGAUAAUUGGGGGUUGGCCAGAUCUCUUGUGGACUCUAACUUCCAAAAUUAA
Messenger RNA from Australozyma saopauloensis, 903 nucleotides. RefSeq names its product Plc2p (gene PLC2). Gene Ontology annotation, biological process: lipid metabolic process. Gene Ontology annotation, molecular function: phosphoric diester hydrolase activity. NCBI's taxonomy places the organism in Eukaryota, Fungi, Ascomycota, Pichiomycetes, Serinales, Metschnikowiaceae. The record is from RefSeq and is a predicted model, not a curated record. The transcript has a single exon. The coding region runs from base 1 to 903 and encodes 300 amino acids.